This is a messenger RNA of Aspergillus chevalieri, 1230 nucleotides long. RefSeq names its product glycosyltransferase family 15 protein (gene KRE2). The record is from RefSeq and is a predicted model, not a curated record. Bases 1 to 1230 code for a protein of 409 amino acids. The transcript has 4 exons. Gene Ontology annotation, biological process: cell wall mannoprotein biosynthetic process; protein N-linked glycosylation; protein O-linked glycosylation. Gene Ontology annotation, molecular function: alpha-1,2-mannosyltransferase activity. Gene Ontology annotation, cellular component: membrane; Golgi apparatus. NCBI's taxonomy places the organism in Eukaryota, Fungi, Ascomycota, Eurotiomycetes, Eurotiales, Aspergillaceae.
AUGUCGUCAGGACCGGUUCGAUAUGUCCGGUAUCUGCUGUUUGCGGCGCUGGGAAUGGGUAUUCUCUUCUUCGUUUCGAGAUCCGCGAUUCCUAUGCCCGAUACUGCUACCCUAUCAAAAUUGAAUCCGUCGAAUUAUAAAGGCAAAGGCUCCCUCACAGUGACCGGUGGGUCAGCAAGCCCAUCGCAAGAUGGCGCUGCAUUGCCCUAUCCAUCCAAGGCGCCCGGGUCGGAGAGCGUUAGUGUUCGCCCGGAAUCCCGUGUGAAUGCGACUUUCGUGACGUUGGCUCGCAACUCGGAUAUCUGGGAUUUGGCACGGUCCAUCCGACAAGUCGAAGACCGCUUCAACCGCAACUAUCACUACGACUGGGUAUUCUUGAACGACAAGGAAUUCGAUGAUGAUUUCAAGAAGGUCACCACGUCGCUGGUCUCGGGGACAACACACUACGGAAUUAUUCCCAAAGAGCACUGGUCAUACCCCGACUGGAUUGACCAGGAGAAGGCAAAGAAGGCCCGACAGGAAAUGGGACAAAAGAAAAUUAUUUAUGGUGACUCGGAGAGCUACCGUCACAUGUGUCGCUAUGAGUCUGGGUUCUUCUUCCGCCACCCAUUGAUGAUGAACUACGAGUACUACUGGCGGGUGGAACCCAGCAUUGAGCUCUUCUGCGACAUUGCCUACGACCCGUUCCGCUUCAUGAAGGAGAACAACAAGAAGUACAGCUUUACGCUCAGUUUGUAUGAAUACUACGAGACCAUCCCUACCUUGUGGGACAGCGUGAAGAAAUUUAUGGGCAACCACCCUGAGCACAUCGCUUCCGGGAACUCCAUGGACUUUCUGAGUGACGAUGGUGGCAAGACCUACAACAAGUGUCACUUCUGGUCCAACUUUGAAAUCGGAAGCCUGAACUGGCUGAGAUCGAAGGAGUACAUUGACUAUUUUGAAUCUCUUGACCGCGACGGCGGUUUCUUCUAUGAACGAUGGGGAGACGCACCCGUUCACUCGAUUGCCGCUGGCAUCCUCCUCAGCAAGCCAGAGAUCCAUUUCUGGAACGAGAUUGCCUACUACCAUGUUCCCUUUACCCACUGCCCGACAAGUGAGAAGAUGAGACUCGAUCUGAGAUGCCACUGCAACCCCGAAAAUAACUUUGACUGGAAGGGAUACUCAUGCACAUCCCGAUACUUCCACGUCAAUAACCUGCAAAAGCCCGAGGGCUACGAGGAUCAGCAGUGA